Molecule: messenger RNA, 9309 nt
Organism: Diabrotica virgifera virgifera (western corn rootworm)
Lineage: Eukaryota; Metazoa; Arthropoda; Insecta; Coleoptera; Chrysomelidae
Product: flotillin-2
Exons: 6
Coding region: 99-1253 (384 amino acids)
Biological process (GO): protein localization to plasma membrane; regulation of myoblast differentiation
Cellular component (GO): plasma membrane
Source: RefSeq, a predicted model, not a curated record
GUGGAUGCUGUGGCUCAACGAAACGUGUAACUACCGUUGGAGGAUGGUCAUGGGCGUGGUGGUGCGUCACCGACGUCCAGCGUCUUUCUCUCGAAGUUAUGACGCUGAACCCUCAUUGCAUCAGCGUUGAGACAUCUCAGGGCGUCCCUCUUUCCGUUUCAGGGGUUGCCCAAUGCAAGAUCAUGAAAGCCGACGAACUACUGCACACUGCCUCCGAACAAUUCCUCGGGAAAAGCGUCAAGGAGAUCAAGAUGACCAUUUUGCAGACCUUGGAGGGUCAUUUGAGAGCUAUACUUGGAACUCUUACAGUCGAAGAGGUCUACCGCGACCGGGAUCAAUUUGCUGCCCUGGUUCGCGAAGUGGCUGCUCCAGAUGUCGGCCGGAUGGGUAUCGAAAUCCUAUCGUUUACCAUCAAGGACGUUUAUGAUGAGGUGCAAUACCUCACGUCUCUCGGCAAGGCCCAAACAGCCAUGGUCAAGAGAGACGCUGAUGCGGGAGUCGCAGAGGCGAACAGAGAUGCUGGUAUUAGGGAAUCUGAAUGUCAGAAGUCUGCAAUGGAUAUCAAGUAUUCCACAGAUACAAAAAUCGAAGACAAUUCUAGAAUGUUUAAGUUGCAAAAAGCGAACUUUGACCAGGAAGUCAACACUGCAAAAGCACAAGCUCAGUUAGCCUACGAACUACAAGCCGCAAAAAUUCGACAAAGAAUCCGAAACGAAGAAAUUCAGAUCGACGUUGUUGAGAGAAAGAAACAGAUCGAAAUUGAAGCACAGGAAGUUCUCAGAAAAGAACGAGAAUUGAAUGCUACUGUGCGCCUACCAGCUGAGGCCGAGAGUUACAAAGUCGAAAUCCUCGCUGAAGGAAGAAGGACACAAACCGUAAAGACCGCCCAAGCUGAGAGUGAGAAGAUCAAGAUGUUGGGUACCGCUGAAGCUUCCGCCAUUGCCGGCGUUGGUAAAGCCGAAGCCGAAAGAAUGAGACAAAAAGCCGCUGUUUACAAGCAAUACGGAGACGCUGCCAUUAUGUCGCUCGUCCUCGAGGCCUUACCUAAGAUUGCUGCCGAAGUGGCCUCUCCUCUUGCGAAGACCGAAGAAAUCGUCUUGAUCGGAGGUCCAGACAAUACCACAUCUGACAUCACCCGCUUGGUCGGACAGAUACCCCCAGCACUCCAAGCCUUAACGGGAGUCGAUCUCUCCAAGACCUUAUCUAAAAUUCCUGGCGCUUCUUACACCCCCAAGCCGACAGCUGUCAAAUAAUUCUAAAAUUGAACGCACUACCUUUUGUCAAAUUUUAUUAUUACUGUCGUAGCUGGCAAAAAACAGCUUACAUCUUUGCUACGGGUUUUAUACCUCUUUGAUAUUUGUUGAUGUCUAAUGGUAUGAUCACAAUCAUUUUUACGUUGGAGGGUGAUUUAAUUCAUAUUUUUUCAACUUAGAUUUUGUAAGUAAAAGUUUAAAAGGUUGUACAACCCAAGAAGCUUCCAUGUGUGUUAUAAUUACGAAAUAAGUAUUUUCGCACAUGCUAUUUUUUGUUUCAAAAUAUUGUUUACCGAUGGAUAAAUCUAAAAAUGUUUUUCAAUUUAUAUCUUAUCUAGUACAAAACGUUUACUUUUGCAAAUUGUCGAUUAGUCACGUAGUUUUGUUUGCAAAAACAUAUCUACCAUUAGUUAUCACAUCACCUAUAUUUCUAAAUAUAUCUUAUAAGUCUAAAUAUAUUUUAUACACUUCUCCAAGAAAUUAACGCACCACCUCAAAAAUUGGUAAUUUUUAGUGCCUGGAAUCUCCUAAACCUGUUGUCCGAUUUAAGUGAUUUCUAACAUGAUAUAGCCUUAUUCUUCAACAAUAUCGCUCUAAUAAUAUUAUUACUAGACAGGUAAAUUGCCAUUGUAUACCGGGUGUACCAAUCAAACGGUGAUUUUUUCUCAAAGUUCGCGUCACCCUGUGGCAUAUUCUACCAUAUAUAAAAUACUAAAAUUAAAACCCAACUGUAGCCUCAUGUUUUCUUAACAUUAUGUUUUUUGAUUCAUUCGCUUAUGCUGGAUAAUAAAAAAGUUAGGUACUUUAACAACUAGCCUUGUUUUUCAUCAAUACAGGGUAUUUUUAAAUAAGUAUAGCAAACUAUAAUGGGUAAUUCUACAUGAAAAAAUAAUGACAGUUUGCUUUAUAAACGUAUGUCCGCAAAUGCUUCGUUUCCGAGGUAGGGAGCGUUGAAAUUUUUCUUACAAACUGACGAUUUAUUUAUUGUUCUAAAACCGGAUGAUAUAUGCAAAUGAAAUUUGGUGGAUUGUAACAGGUAGUUAUUGUGCAUUUUUUGACAUAAAAUUAAGAAUUUUAUGUUCACCAUUGGCGAUCAUAAGGGUCAUAUUAUCCGUAUGCGCGCCAAUGGUGAAUAUGAAAGUCCUAAUUGUAUACCAAAAAAUGCGCAAUAACUAUCUCUUAAAAUCCACCAAAUUUCAUUUGCAUAUCUUAACCGGCUUUAGAGCAAUAAAUAAAUCGUCAGUUUGUAAGAGACAUUUCAACAGCUCCUAUCUCGGAAACUAUAUAAGCAUUUGCGAACAUACGUUUAUAAAGCAAACUGUCAUUAUUUUUCAUGCAGAUUUACCCCUUAAAGUUUUCCAUACUUAUUUAAAAACACCCUGUAUUGACGAAAACCAAGGCUAGUUGUUAAAGUACCUAACUUUCUUAUUAUCCAACAUAAGUGAAUUAAUCAAAAUACAUAAUGUUAAGAAAACAUGAGGCUAUAGUUGGGUUUUAAUUUCAGUAUUUUAUAAAUACUAGAAUAUUCCACAGCUUUGAGAAAAAAAUCACAGUUUGAUUUGUACACCCAGUAUACAAUGACAAUUUACCUGUCUAGCAACAAUAUUAUUACAGCGAUAAUGGUAAAGAAUAAGGCUAUAACACAUUAAAAAAUUACUUAAAUCGGACAACAGGUUUAGGAAAUUCGAGACACCAAAAAUUACCCAUUUUUAAGGUGCUGCGUUAAUUUCUUGGAGAAGUGUAAUGUAGUGGUGGUAAUAUAUUUUUUUCAACCACUCCGUUCACCUUUACUUUUUCCCAAAUCUAGUAAAAUUUGACAAAAAUCAUUAAGCUUGGCUUGCAGCUUAUGUGUUUGGACGACGGUUUAGAUCUUUGGAACGUUUUUGAUUUGAUAUUUAUAGGAAAAUUUAUUGUUGGCUAGAUACUUGCAUUUUGAAUAUCUCAGGUUUUAAAAUUAAUACUUAGACUUAAGUAAAGCAUAUGAACCACAACUUUGGGAACUUCAACGUGUAAAUGAUACGAAUUUAAUGGAUGUAGAAGAUAAAAUAAACUGAAUUAUAUCAAAUAUUUUUAAAUGAUUCUUCAACUAGAAAGAAGUUUAAACUUGGCAAGAACGUAGAGUAUAAUUUACGAGUUUUCCUAGUUUUUAGAAGUUUUCUGUACAUAUUAGGUUUGUUCGUAGUACGAUCAGCACCGUUGUCAACCAUCAGACGCAUGCGCCGUUAACAGCUAGCGAUGCGCAGUUAACAGCUAGCGUUUGUAGACUACGAACGCGCAUGCAUCUGAUGUUUGGCAAGGGUUACUGAUCGUAACUACGAACAAACCUUAUAAUCUUUUCUCUUACGUUCUGUCUUUUCGUUUUUUACUUUUAUUUUGUGAAAUAUAUAUUUCAGUUUGUUUUAAAAUCUAUGAGAACUGUAAAAUGCAAGAGACUAAGACAAGAAUUAAAAAUAUGUUGAAUGCUGCGAUAUAAUAGUGUUCAUGUAUUAUAAAUGUUAUUUUUGUGGAUCUGUCAUCAAUGAAAAGUAACUGGUGGUAACAUAUAUAAAAAAAAUUGACACUUAAUUUUUACUGCUAUUAACACGUCAUUACACGCCAUUUUAAUAUUAUUAAAAUGUGCAAAUUUUAUUUAAAAAUUCAAUUGGUAUUCCAAAUUAGAAUUGGUAAUGUUUUUCUCUCGUUUUUCCUUGUAUGUGACGAGAAAACACGCCCCUUAGCAAUUUGCCGCAUCGGACUUUUGAGACUACACGCUGUGGAUUUUAUCAUUGGAUAUUUUCAGAUUUUUAUAAUAAUUUAUUUGUGUGUGAUAUACAUAUACAUGUUUUUAAACUAAACUAAAUAUUAAGCAUGCAUACCUAGAUAUUAUAAAGUUAGAACACAAUGCUAACUUACAGUAUUAAGGAUAUAAAUGUAAAUAUAAUCGAAACAGAGAGAUAAUGAAAAGUAGUGACUCCAUAAGAAAAGUUCUCAUGGGAUGUAAAAACCGGGAACUAAAAGUAAAGCAGUUUGGUUAAACCAUCAAAAUAUAAAAUAACACGUUGUAAUGAAAGAUCAAAAGAAGGUUCAGUUGGAGGCUGCAAAUGUUGAUUGACAUUCUCAUUUUUGAUAUUCCUGCGAAAUAUCUUCUGCAAUACAUACUCUCAUCUGUCGAGUCAGUAUCGAGUUCUGCAUGAUCUAUUAUUUCUGCUUCGUCAGAAUUAGAUGAAUUAUAUAACUAGUAAACAUAAUUUUUUUAAUACUUGCAUCAGAACACGCCUGUUAGCAAAUUGUUCACUUAACUCACUACGCUAUAAAACGCCUGUUAGAAAACUGCUCAAACAACACGAUUUAUUUUGACAAGGGAUAAUGGCAGACUAGUUUGACCUUCGAACAUACUGUGUAGGAUUGGUGGAGGGAGGAAUACUCGGCACCGUCGACUCUUCUUUUACAAGAACAAUAGAAUUAUUUUAAGAAUUUAUGGAAUUACGAAAAGUUGCCGCGGGUGCGUGUAAUGACGUGUUAAAUCUAAUGUCGCACAUACUUUUUUUUUAAUACAUACUUUCCUAUCUAUAUUCAUUCAUAUUCAAUAGCUUUGGCGUUUCAGCAGCGCCAUUCAACUUCCCGGAACUCAUAUUAACAUUUCCAGUUGGUUGUUGUUGGUGGCACAUUCCAUUUUUGAAAGAAAUUUAACGCAUUAAUUGUAGAAAAAUAUUUGAAGACAUGUAGAAAAUGUUUAGAACUAGACCUACAAAAUUGAUGUAUUUUUCUACUCCCAAAAAAUGCCCUUUUUUACAAAAAAAUUUGGUUCGACUUCCACGACAAAAGUAAUACACACCUGAAGCCUUGUAGUAAAACGUUUACCCUUAUAAACGACAGUAAUGUUAGAGAAGAGUGUUAAGUGUCUUUUUUGAAACACUAAAUGGUAUAAAUUUUGGCUUUUUCAUAUAGAGAUUGGUACUGAUGUAUCCUUAGCUAAAACUCUUUAAUAUAGGUAUGACUAAAACACUACAACAAUAUUGCUGUUUAAAACGUUUUAAAAAGUUCUGAUAGUUACACUAGAUAACAUAAUCUUCUUUGUAUAUCUUAUUCUUUCAGAUACGCUGUAAGUACCAAAAAAAUCAAAAUUUACACAUUAAGUGUUUUUGGCAUUGGAAAAGAACUGAGCUAUUUUUGUUUAAAUAAUGGUGAUGCAAAACAUCUUAUCAUCGUAGUUAAGUACUCUGUAUUUAUACUGCUUCUUGAUUUUGUACCAACAGAAGAGCUUCUUACACGCUACGUCUACCUUGCUUUAAUAUACAGGUCAUUUUUCUAUUAAAUCAUUCCAUAUUAAAUAUAUUAUGUUUAUAUGGGAUUAAGCGACAAAUAAUUGUAAUGAAAAUUUUAUUUUAGAAUUGUUAUUUGACGUUUCGAUUUCCACUACUGAAAUCAUUUUGAAAAAUUAAAUUAGUGCGGUGUUAUUAUAAUCAAGUUAUUUGGCGGAUAUUGUUUUUCAAAUUGACAGUUGAUUUACUUGGCCUUGCUCUUUUAGGCCAUGCUUAUAGUCGUGCUAUAUGCCGACAAGAUUUAGGUCAUCUAAGUUAGCCGUCAAUUUGGAAAACAACGGCCAAACAACUUGGUUAUAUUAACAACACACUAAUGUAAAAUAUUCUUUUUUGAAAAUUAUUUCCGGAUUGGAAUUCGAAACGUCAAAUAACAGUUAUUAAAAAUGCAAUUUUUAUAGCAGUCAUUUGUGGUUUAUUCCAACACAAACAUAAUAUUUAAUUUGGAUAUGCCACAAUAAAAUAGUUUCGGAACCUUUUUAUUUCAUAUAUUUCAUCUUAUCGGAUUCAUAACCUCAACAUUAACCUUUUUUUAUUUUUCUUUAAGUGGGUAUAUUAUGAUAAAUUGAUAUGAUUUUACUCGGUUCUUUUUCUAAAGCCUUUUACGUUUCUUACCUAUAAUAAAUGUGUAUUUGUAAGUAUAAAAAAUGUAACAUGCUGUUGAAGAUGUUCACUGUAGUGCACGAUCUUCGUUUUUAAUUUUUCUUAUUCUAUCAGCUUAUAUUAAUUCCUUCUAUCGUGGUGUUAAAAUUUACCUUCGAGGAUAUUAUAUCCGAAAACAAUGUUAAAAAUAUCUGCAUUUAUGCUUAUCGGGAAUACUUGAGACCAGUGUCACUAACGCUUGAUGCACACUUGUGUAUCUUUAAGUCUCGUGCAAGCUGCGUUCGGUCGCUGGUGGUUCAGCAGUACAUGAGUUGUAAUUAGGCACUGCACACUCGAACGGAGCCGCGGCGUGCAAGCUACUUGCACAAGUCGGGCGGUUUGGCAGUCUGUGCUAGGCAGUCAGUGAGUACACAUUGACCGCGCGAUGGAUUUCAACGUAUUGACACUGAGAAAUCACUCAAAUGUACAUUGACGGAAAACAAACAAGCCAAGCGCCCGCAACUUGCUCGCAGUGUGCACGCGACUUGCUCGCAGUGUGCACGCGACUUGAAAACGCGUAAGUGUGCGUCGAGCCUAAGCUCUAUCGAUUCCAUACUUUCGCGUCAAGUUAAACCUUUGUAAAAAUUGUCACUAUUCGAUUAUAUUUUCAAAAAAACUGUACCGGCAUCAAUUUUUAUUUAAAAUUCAAGCAUUACUUAUGUUCUUAAGAAAAAGAAGAAAAAAUUUAAGAAGGUUCGUUUUUUGAAAUAUUAAAAAUCAACGAUAUUGUUGGCAACUUUCAUGUGUUCGUUCAUUUUUUUUUCAAUUUUAUAGUCUUGAUUUGUAGCUAUAGAUAAGUAUAUGUUGUAUAGUCUUUAAGGCUUAUAUUUUAUUUCACUUAUUUCAUGUUAUUUGUUUUAUUCUAUAAAUAAAAAGCGACCUUUGCUGUUCAAACAAACUUAAAAAGAAUUUAUUGUAAAAUUGGAUACAUAUUUAGAACAGGUUAAAAAUGUUCAUACAAAUUCGAGUUUUUUAAAAUAAAAUAAGAUUUGCAAAUUUUUAGAUAAGUACUUCUCAAAUUGACGUAUUUCUUAAUAUUGUACGAAGUUGUUAAAAUACAUCCCGUUUUUACUGAGACAAAAAUUAUAUCCAUCAAAAUAAUCUCAAUUAAACGUUUAAAAUACUUGUGCAACAAUAUGUUGUAAGUAUGAAGAACGUUGGAAAAAAUGAUGCCAUACUCUCAAGGAAACGAUCUUUGAUAUCAAGCCUUCUGUAAAAAAUAGACAAAAACAUUCACAGUAAUUACGUAUUUUUUAUGGGAAAUAAGCCACAAUUUUAAUAAAAAAUGAAUUUAUUAACGUUUCGAAGCCCAAAUCGGGUUUCGUUGUCAAAACACAAAAUACUAUUAAAAUAAAACAAACAUGUUGUUGCUAAGUAAAAAAAUUCUUCUAAUAAUUUAUUUAAUCUGACUCAUUUAUAUUGGCAAUUCAGACGUAUAUUAUACAUUUUAAAGUAGAAGACUUUAAAAUGAUAUCGCCAAUAUUUAUGAGUUGCGUUCCUGGGACAUAAUAAUUGGUAAAUAUUGGCGAUAUCAUUUUAAAGUCUUCUACUUUAAAAUGUAUAAUAUACGUCUGAAUUGCCAAUAUAAAUGAGUCAGAUUAAAUAAAUUAUUAGAAGAUUUUUUUUACUUAGCAACAACAUGUUUGUUUUAUUUUAAUAGUAUUUUGUGUUUUGACAACGAAACCCGAUUUGGGCUUCGAAACGUUAAUAAAUUCAUUUUUUAUUAAAAUUGUGGCUUAUUUCCCAUAAAAAAUACGUAAUUAUAAAAAUGCCACAAGGAAAUAGCUUCAGAACAACAUUCACAGUAAUGAUUUACAUAAAGGACACGGCACACAUCUCAUGGAAAAUCAUUAUAAUGUCAGUAAAAUUCAAUAAAAUUUACAUGAAUAGAUUCGCCUCGAAAUUUCACUUAAUAUCAUUGCGCCAACUCUGAAUUUUCAUUAAUAACGGCGUAGAUUAUAAUAAAAGUUUAUGGAUUUAACAUUUUUGAACUCCAUAAAGCUGUCAUUCAUAAAUACUAUUAGUCUAGUCACUAUUGAAAACAGCUUAACCCAGCGUGAGCUAAGCCGAUUAGAGGAACUAUACAUGUACUUUGAUUCGACUAAUCAAAUUAUACCUACUACAUUAAAAGUAAGUCUCUGCCUUUAUACCCUCAGAAAGAUUUAUGAACUGGCAAUUCACAAAAUCUGUUUUCUCUCUUUAACUCACGUACAUACUCAUUUGAUUUUAGAUUUAUUUAUAUCGAUUUACGCCGUUAUUAAUCAAAAUUCAGAGUUGGCGCAAUGAUAUGAAUUCAUUGUAAUUUCUAGACGAAUCUAUUCAUCUAAAUUUUAUUGGCAUUUCAGUGAUAUUAUAUUUUCCAUAAGAUGUGUGCGGUGUCCUUUCUUAAAUUUGUUUAAAAUAAACCAUUAUUUUAGCUGUUAAACGAAACAAUAAACAUAUUCCUCACUUACACUCCGCUUGUUUAUUUUCGUUAAUUCUAUUAGUCAGCGCAGUUUAUGUAAAAUCAAAGUGUUACCUUUUGUGAUCUCACCAAAUUUGGCGAAGAAAAUAUUUUGAAAUAUUUUAAAAAAAAAUUCAUUUCAAAAUUACAUUCUGUCCAUAUUGUGAGUUUUUUUAAGGUAAGGAUUAAAUCUCGAUAAAAGAUAAAAUCUCGAUGAAGAAGAAGUCUCGAUAAAAUUUGUUUUUACGCAUGUAAAUAUAUUUUCCACAAGUGUGUUCACCAUUUUCCUUUUACACUUGCAUUUGUAGUGUGUUGUCUUACAGAAGUACAAAAGAUUUGCACAUUUUAUAAACAAUAAGUUUAAAUAAUGUUAUUUUAAGCAUUUAUACUCUAAUAAUUAAUUUUAAACAUUGUUUCUUGCAUAAAACAUAAUAUUCACUUUAUUUUUAUUUAUUUUGAUAAUUUGUUUUUCGUAAUCAUAUUUUUGUAGAAGAAAAUAUUUAAAUUAUUAAAAUUUCAAUAUUUUUUCUUUUUCUUUUGAGUAGCUUAAAAAUUUAUGCAGGAAACAAUAUAAUUUAGAAUAGUUUCUCUUACAAUGAAAUUGGUUUUAACCUUCUAUAUUGCCCACUUGUGUGAAUGGAGAAAAAUAUUUUAUUAAAUGGUAUUGCAAAUA